Molecule: messenger RNA, 513 nt
Organism: Fusarium poae
Lineage: Eukaryota; Fungi; Ascomycota; Sordariomycetes; Hypocreales; Nectriaceae
Exons: 2
Coding region: 1-513 (170 amino acids)
Source: RefSeq, a predicted model, not a curated record
AUGCCCCUAGCACCAGCACCUGCCAGCACUUGCCAGCAUCUGCACUGCCAGACUGCCAGACUGCUCGCGCUACAGCCGACUGCACUGCACCGCUCUCUCUCUCUCACACACACACGCACACACACAGUAUGCUUCGGUACUCUAAAUUUGGGUUUCGCCAGCACAAAGCGUUCUUUGACAGCACUUCAUUCUACCAGGGAGAUGAUUUCCUGCUCGGAUGUGCAAAACUACCCGCACGGUACGCUACGAGUAUUUGUCUGGGGCGGCAGUACUUUGUCGCUACCCAAGGCUCUACAGUGCUCUCAGUGGCGAGCAUCCGCUACGGGCAAUGUCAACCAGGGACCCAGAGAGCUUGUGACCGCUCCAACGUCGACCGUUCAACUGCUGUACUCAAACAUCUUCAGUUUGGCUAGCGUCCACUGGGGCCGUGGCUUCGGUGGCGUGCCUGAUGGUGCGCCUGAUGGUGCAUGUGGUGAAGUCAACCGGUCAAGGUCCAUUUGGGAGUACACAUGA